AUGUCUGCUCACAAGGGAGAAAAGUCGAAGGUACGACGGAGAAAUAUUCUUGUACGCUUUUUUAAUUCUAAUAAUAAUGAUGCCGAAUCACCGACUGCUUCCGUAUCGGGACCGGGUGAAAUUAGUUCUCCGUACAACACUGUACAUCGGAUUCACGUUGGCUACGACGGAAAAAAAUUUACGGGUCUUCCUCAACCAUGGCUAGAUACACUCCUUAGAGACAUCAGCGAAGCUGAUCAAAAAAAGAAUCCAUCUGCUGUUGUGACAGCACUGAAGUUUUAUGCCAAGACUGUAAUGGCGCAAGAUGCUGAUAAACAAAAGUUUAUGCUCACAAAGUCUCAACUACCUUCAGACGAUGAUGUAGAGGAAGAGUCAUCACUGUCGCAACGGUCUUUAUACAAAAUAGGUUCAUUCAGUAACGUUACAAGCACGCCCUCGUGUACUUCUCCUGUCUUAUCAAACAGCAGUACGAAAUCCCCUGUUGCAUCGCCAGUUGCUGAGGACCAGAACGUUUUACCGCCGGUCCUCCCGCCACGACAAGCUAAAGUGCCUACAGCUCCUCCAGUUCCUCCUUCUCGAAUUUCUAAUAGGGAGAAUAUACCAACAGUUGAAACUUUACCGCAAAAAACUUCAACUAGUCCGCGAAGAGCACCACCGCCCCUCCCACCCAAACCUGCUCACUUAAAAUCCUCCAACUCUACGACGAAGCAACAGGCUUAUAAUUCUGGAGACAAUGUCAGUUUUGUGGCUUCAAAAAUUGUUAAUGAUAACGAAACAAAUAAGAAAGCUGUUACAAAUGCUGCUAGCGAAAAAAGUGGAAGUGUUGUUUCUGAUUCUUCAAGGAACGAUGUUGUUGGCAGUGAGGCAGAUGACGACACAUCUUCAAAUGGGAAUUACGAGCAGGUACAGGUGCGAAGAAGGGCGCAGCAAGGAGAAGAAGAAAAUGAUGAGAACGUUAACAAAGUUGUAAAGCCAAAACUAACGGAUUCUGAGGUACUCGAAGAAUUAAAACGAAUUGUCAAUGAAGGUGAUCCAAUAGAAAAAUACGAGCUUAUCCAGAAAAUUGGUGUCGGCGCAUCUGGAAGGGUUUAUACCGCCAGAGAUCGAAGAAACGGGCAGAUUGUUGCAGUUAAACGCAUGGCUUUUGAAAGUCAGCCGAAGAAGGAAUUACUUCUUACAGAAAUAAAAGUGAUGCAAAAAUACAAACAUGAGAACCUGGUAAAUUAUAUUGAUAGCUAUCUCGUUGAUGCAGAUGAUUUGUGGGUUGUGAUGGAUUAUUUGGAGGGCGGCAAUCUGACUGAUGUUGUUGUGAAAACAGAGUUAGAUGAAGGGCAAAUUGCUGCUGUUUUGAAAGAAUGUUUGCAAGCACUGAAUUUUUUGCACAGUCAUGGUAUUAUACAUCGCGAUAUAAAAUCGGACAACGUGUUGCUGGGUAUGGAGGGUGCGGUGAAGUUAACUGAUUUUGGAUUCUGUGCACAAAUUCAACAUGAUUGCAAAAGAGCCACAAUGGUAGGAACUCCGUACUGGAUGGCACCCGAAAUAGUUAAUAAAACAAAAUAUAGCUACAAGGUUGACAUUUGGUCGUUAGGUAUUAUGGCAUUGGAAAUGUUAGAUGGCGAGCCACCAUAUUUGCAUGAAACGCCAUUAAAGGCAAUUUAUUUAAUUGCACAAAAUGGCAAACCUGAAGUGAAGAGAAAGGAUAUGUUGUCUGCAGAAUUUAAUGAUUUUUUGGACCGUUGUUUGUGUGUUAAUCAAGAUGCGAGAGCGGACACUGUGGAACUCUUAAAACAUCCAUUCAUACAAAUGGCUAAACCGCUUAGCUCACUGAUAGCGUACAUACGUGCUGUGAAGGAUCUCAAGUUGCAGCAAGGAUAA
Enterobius vermicularis (human pinworm) is the source of this 1875-nucleotide messenger RNA. Lineage: Eukaryota; Metazoa; Nematoda; Chromadorea; Rhabditida; Oxyuridae. The record is from the annotation of a GenBank genome assembly.